Molecule: messenger RNA, 603 nt
Organism: Portunus trituberculatus (swimming crab)
Lineage: Eukaryota; Metazoa; Arthropoda; Malacostraca; Decapoda; Portunidae
Product: proline-rich receptor-like protein kinase PERK2
Exons: 1
Coding region: 1-603 (200 amino acids)
Source: RefSeq, a predicted model, not a curated record
AUGGUCGCAGCCCUUCACGUAACAUUGAAAGAAGAAAUGAGCAGCAUGAAAGCGCUACUCAUGGAACUGGCCAGCCAAACCAAAAUAACAUCUCAGGCUACGGCAGCUCCCGGACCCAGCACGCAUAUGGAUGUCGACGAUACACCACAACAAACGAAGAUUCCAGCACAACAUAAAAGCAAACCACUGCCGAGAGGAGAAGCGUCGAAUACGACAGAUCAGGCCACGCUCAGGAAGGACAACACCAACGACGACCUGAUCAACCACGCACACCUGCCACCCGCAUUACCCAGCUCGCCGCCGCUCCACUCAACCAGCCCGCCACAGCAACUUCCUCAGCAGCCGCCGCACCUGUCCGCCAACACGAAGCAGGCGCUGCCUCCACAACACAGUACAACAAGCAAGGAUCUGGCCAACGACAAACACCUGCCACCUGCGCCGCUCAGCUUGCCGCCGCCCCUCUCAAUCAGCCUGCCUCAAGAACCUCCUCGGCAGCCGCCGCACCCGUCAGCCAACAUAACGCAGCAGCCUUACAAAACACUUUCUGAACAUUCUAACAAAAUACUAAGUGCCCAUCCACAAUUUUGUGAUAUUGAUAAAUAA